CUCAACACAACACCAUGACGACUCUAUAUCCGAUGCGAAACCUACCCUUCAAUCUGCAGAAUCUAGCUCGCAACUCGAAUCCUCCGUCGCCGUUGAUGUGUCCGAAUUGCGGCCCAAUGAUGCCACUCCAGCAUCCUCCGUCGCAAACGAGCCUGCAAAUGCCACAGGCUCUGUCGCAGACGCGGAUCGAGUAAGGUCAGCAGCCAGCUCUCAUCGAACAUCACCUCAACCGGACGAAGAUUCUGCCGCGCCUGCGAAUGUUGCACGGCCGCUACCCGAGGACGAGGCCCAAUUCGAUGAGCCGGCUCAGCAACUACUGGACAUGCAGAGCCCACAGAAACCUGCCAAAGUGGUACACUUACCAGCUCAGAAGGUACAGGAAGAUUCACUGCGCGAGCGAGAGGCGGAGGAAGCACAGCGACGAUCAGGAUCAGAAUCGGCCAGG
Messenger RNA from Zymoseptoria tritici IPO323, 445 nucleotides. RefSeq lists its product as uncharacterized. The coding region runs from base 15 to 194 and encodes 59 amino acids. The transcript has a single exon. The record is from RefSeq and is a predicted model, not a curated record. NCBI's taxonomy places the organism in Eukaryota, Fungi, Ascomycota, Dothideomycetes, Mycosphaerellales, Mycosphaerellaceae.